AUACAUAUAUACACAAACUUAUACACAUAAAUAAAACCCCAUCAAAAUUCAAAGAAUUCACCACCUCUAUUUUUUUUCUCUCAGUUUAUAUUUUUAUUUUUUUUCUCUUAUCUCAGCUGCUGUAAUUGUUGUCUGAGAAGGAAAAAAAAGAGAGAAACUAUGCUAGGUGACUCGGCUGUUUUGAGUGGUGGCGGUGGAGAUGCACCAGCACCAGCAGCUGCACCACCUAACAUGACGGUGGAAGGUGGUGGUGGAGUUGGAUCAAAUUCAGAGAGUGAUGUUGAAAGAGGAAGAGUUGAAGAUGGUGAACGUAGCUUCGGCGGUAACAGGUGGCCGCGACAAGAAACUUUGGCGCUUUUAAGGAUACGAUCGGAUAUGGAUACAGUGUUUCGAGAUGCAAGUGUUAAAGGUCCUUUGUGGGAUGAAGUUUCAAGGAAGCUAGCAGAACUUGGGUACCACAGAAGUUCAAAGAAAUGCAAAGAGAAGUUUGAGAAUGUUUAUAAGUAUCACAAGAGAACCAAAGAUGGUCGAGGUGGAAAAUCAGAUGGUAAGACUUAUCGAUUUUUUGAUCAAUUAGAAGCCCUUGAUCAUUUUCAUACCAACCCUUCACCUCAAAACAUAUCAAAACCACCACAAAUUUCGGCACCAACACCGUCACAAGUUGUUACAACUGCAACAGUUUCACUACCAAUAACAGAAUCAACAAUGUCACAAGUGGUUAACACCACUCUAAGUAUCCCUCAUGCAACUGUUCCAUCAAUUUCCAUGCCUCAAAACAAUAUUGCAACUACCCAACCAAUUAUGAAUAUGAAUCCUACAAUCCCAUCCAAUCCUUCAACUAUUUUCCAACCAUCAACAACAAACCCUACUUCCACCAACCCUCUUCCAUCUUUUCCUAACAUUUCUACAGAUCUAUUAUCCAAUUCCAUGGCUAGCUCCUACUCGACAUCUUCCGAAGACACAACGGAAGAAGGAUCUCGAAAGAGGAAGCGAAAAUGGAAGAACUUUUUUGAGAGAAUAAUGAAGAAAGUGACCGAGAAGCAAGAGGAUUUGCAGAAGAGAUUCUUGGAGGUUAUUGAGAAACGCGAGCAAGAACGAGUUGUUAGAGAAGAAGCGUGGAGAGCACAAGAGAUGCAAAGAAUCAAUAGAGAGAGGGAAAUGCUUGCACACGAAAGAUCUAUAACUGCAGCAAAAGAUGCUGCAGUCAUGUCUUUCUUGCAAAAAAUAGCCGAACAACAAAAUCUAGGACAAGCAUUACAUAACAUCAACAUUGCACAACCACCGCCACCACAACAACAACUACCACAAAGAAGUGUAGCACCAACACCAACACCGGCGGUAGUACCAAUAUCUGUGGUACAAGUUAACACAACGCCGCCGCCAGCACAACCACCUCCGGUUAGCAAGUUAGGCACAACAAUAGUCCAGCAGCAACAACAACAACAAUUGGUGACGAAUAUGGAAAUUGUGAAAGUUGAUAACAAUGGCGAGACUUUCAUGGGAGGGAUGAGUUCGUCAAGGUGGCCGAAAGUUGAAGUUCAAGCACUUAUAAAUCUGAGGACGAGCAUGGACAAUAAGUACCAAGAGAAUGGACCAAAAGGUCCUCUAUGGGAGGAGAUAUCUUUAGCAAUGAAGAACCUCGGUUACAAUAGGAAUGCAAAAAGGUGCAAAGAAAAAUGGGAGAAUAUAAACAAGUACUUCAAGAAAGUGAAAGAGAGUAACAAAAAGAGACCCGAAGAUUCAAAGACAUGUCCUUAUUUUCAUCAGUUGGAUGCUUUGUAUAAGGAGAAAGGAAAGGGGGAAAAUUAUAGUGGCGGUGGCGGUGGCGGUGCUGGUUCGACCCAGGUGGUGCAACCGGAGAACAUGGCGGCACCGUUGAUGGUUCAGCCGGAGCAGCAAUGGCGGCCACCUCAGCAGGGAGAAGAUAACAUGGAGCAGAACCGUGGACAGGAAGAAGAAGAUAUGGAUGAAGAUGAUAAAGAUGGUGAGGAAGAAGAUGAUGAAGAAGAUAUGGAUGAAAGUGGUAACUUUGAAGUAGUGGCAAACAAGCCUGCAGUGGGUGCAUCAGCUUGAGUAUAGUAGUAGCUAGUGAAAAGGAGCAGCUGCAAAAAGGGCCCAAAAGAAUAUAAACAAAAAUGAGUUUGUUGGUGGGUCAUAGAUAGUGCAGGAGUUGUCGAGGAGGAUGGUGGUGAUGGUGGUUGUGUUGGAGGAGGAGAGAUUCUUUUGUGUGUUGUGUGUGGAAGAAUUUGAAUAUGUACGGUGGAAUGAAUGACACAUGGGUUUUGAGGAGGGAAAUUUGAUGGGUGUUGGGUUGGUUGGUACUUUGUUGUAGCAAAUAUAUGUUUUUCAAUUUUAUAAAAUUUGUUUAUUUUUUGGGGGUGAUUAAAUAAGUGAUAAGUCCAAUUAGAGAAGAAUUAAGAUUAAGAUAGAGAGAGUCAGAUGUUUCAAAACAACAAAAUAAGCAAUAGAGACCUUAAUUAAGGUUGUAUUUUAUUUAAUUUUCAUCUUGUUUUAAGUUUAUGGUGGUGUAAAUUGGACAAGAUUAUUUAAGCUUUUGAUUUUUUCUUUCUAA
Medicago truncatula (barrel medic) is the source of this 2572-nucleotide messenger RNA. Its product is annotated as trihelix transcription factor DF1. Bases 160 to 2073 code for a protein of 637 amino acids. The record is from RefSeq and is a predicted model, not a curated record. Lineage: Eukaryota; Viridiplantae; Streptophyta; Magnoliopsida; Fabales; Fabaceae. The transcript has 2 exons.